Molecule: messenger RNA, 1789 nt
Organism: Triticum urartu
Lineage: Eukaryota; Viridiplantae; Streptophyta; Magnoliopsida; Poales; Poaceae
Product: transcription factor MYBC1-like
Biological process (GO): regulation of DNA-templated transcription
Cellular component (GO): nucleus
Molecular function (GO): DNA-binding transcription factor activity; DNA binding
Source: RefSeq, a predicted model, not a curated record
GAGGCAGGGCGGGGCAGCCCACUAGUUGAACUGCACCGCACCACUCCCGAACUCAUCAGAUACCCUCCUCCUCACUCAUCGUCGGCCUAGCGUCCGUCCUAGAGAGAGAGAGGGAGAGGGAAGGGGUGGAAAAGGUGUGAGCAGAUUGUUGAUAGAUAGAGGGGGAGAGAGAGAAAAGAGGGGGAUAUCGCAGCAGCAGCCGCAGCAGCGGGCAGAAAGAAAGACCCAAACGAGUGAGAGAGAGGAGAGAGAGCGCCACGAAAGCUUAGAAGAAGAGAGAUCCACCUCGAAGUAACCCCCCCUCCCUCCCUCCCCAUCCUCUCCUUCCUCCCCACGCCCUCCUCCCAGCGCGAGAGCACGCCGCUGCUGCCAGCGGACGACUGCGGCCAAGGCGGCGAAUUGCUCUGCUCCGCUCCGCUCCGGGCCGGGCCGCGAGGAUGAGGGAGGAGGAGGAGCCCAGCUGGUUCGCGCGCUUCGACGAGGACCUGCCGGCGCCCGACGAGCUCAUGCCGCUCUCGCAGUCGCUCAUCACCCGCGAUCUCGCCGCCGCCUUCGACAUCCCCACCACGCACGGCGGGGGCGGCCCGCUCAGCGGCGGCGCCGACGGGGCCGGCGGCGCGGGCGGCCAGGAGAUGAACGGCGGCGCGUCCUCGGCCGCCGGCUCCAGCGGCGGCAACGGGGGCGGCAACGGCGAGGAGCCGGCCAGGACCCUCAAGCGGCCGCGCCUCGUGUGGACGCCGCAGCUGCACAAGCGCUUCGUUGAUGCCGUGGCGCACCUCGGCAUCAAGAACGCCGUGCCCAAGACCAUAAUGCAGCUGAUGAGCGUGGACGGCCUCACGCGCGAGAACGUCGCGUCCCACCUCCAGAAGUACCGCCUCUACCUCAAGCGCAUGCAGGGGCUCGGCAACGGCGGUGGCGGCGGGGGAGGCAGCCACUCCUCCGGCUCCGGGACCGACGCAGCCACCGAGCACCUCUUCGCCACCGGGCCCUCCCCGUUCCUCCCGCCCGGCCGCGGCCCGGCCGUCGCCGACCCCUACACCCCCUACGCCGCCAUGCCGUCCCACCCCGCGGCGCACCACCAUCACCACCACCCGCAGCAGAUCGGCCACUUCCACCACCCCGCCGCGCGCCCGCUCGGCCACUACGGCGCCGGGCCAGGCGGCGGCUUCGACCACGGCUUCCUGAGCCGCGCCGUGGCCAGCGGCGCGCCAGUCGGCCCGCCCGGGAUGCACCACCGCAUGGUCGGCGGCGGGGCCGCGAUGGGGAUGAUGGCGCCGUCGUCCUUCGCCGAGGAGCUGGAGCUAGGGUCCCGCGGCGGCGGCGGCGGCGGCGGUCGCCGGGAGCUGACGCUGUUCCCGACCUCCGGCGAGCACUGAGCGUCGACAUCGACGGUGACCGGCAUCGAAUGGCGUCCGUCCGUCCGUCCUCCUCGGGUAUAUAAAAUUCGUUUUCCCCUCUGCCGCCGCCGCUACUUCCCACAGAUCGGCAUGGAAUCCCAGCAAGAUUCACCGCAUCGUCAUAUCAUAGAAGGCCAAGAAUUCUUGGGAAUUAGCGCUCCGCCACCCACCCAUCCAUCCAUCCAAUCCAUCCAUAUUUUCUAUCUAUCUCUCUCUCUCUCUUGGCCAGUGCUUCUGUUCUGUUCUUGUGUUGCGGACAUUUGUCAUUGCUGUUCCCGUUCUCUCCUUGUUCUUUGCUGUUGAUGACAUAAAAGCUUAGCCCUAGAGACAAUUAUUUUAGACGGUAAAAAAGUUGUGAAAAUUUGGUGCCUGCUAGUAAGUACUUUCAUUCA